Messenger RNA from Acanthochromis polyacanthus (spiny chromis), 10486 nucleotides. RefSeq names its product zinc finger and BTB domain containing 37 (gene zbtb37). Gene Ontology annotation, biological process: regulation of transcription by RNA polymerase II. Gene Ontology annotation, molecular function: RNA polymerase II cis-regulatory region sequence-specific DNA binding; protein binding; DNA-binding transcription factor activity, RNA polymerase II-specific. The transcript has 4 exons. The coding region runs from base 419 to 1978 and encodes 519 amino acids. Lineage: Eukaryota; Metazoa; Chordata; Actinopteri; Pomacentridae. The record is from RefSeq and is a predicted model, not a curated record.
UUCUGCAGCCUCGGCCCUUCUGCCGUGAAAAAGGAAGAUGAGAAGCAGCAGCAGCCCGCCGACACCGAACGGACGCUGAACCGAGUCCCUUCCAGCGGAAUGGCGGCAGAGCGGCAGCUGACGGACCGGAGGCCGAGCUCAGCUGCUUUUCUCCUGCCUUAGACGCACGGCGACCACCGCUGGAGCCUCGGAGCUCAGGAGCCUGGAGAAGCGGCGGGUGGAGCUGCAGCCUGCCGGGCCGAGCCGAGCCGUGCUGAGCAGAGCAGAGCCGACACGACCCGACCCCGUCGUCAUCUCCUGUCCUGCUAACGAUGCUUAGUAAGCCGCUGGACUAAAGCAUCGACGGCACCGCGCCCUGAAACCAGACCCGGACCCCCCCUGGCCCCCGCCUCUCUUCAGCGUACUUACAGGCUGCAGCAUGGAGCGCUCCGGAAGCAUUCAGCUGGACAUCCCUGACUUCAGUAACUCAGUUCUGUCUCACCUGAACCAGCUGCGAGUUCAGGGCCGUCUCUGCGACAUUGUGGUCAACGUUCAGGGCCAGAGCUUCCGUGCACACAAGGUGGUCCUCGCUGCCAGCUCACCGUACUUCCGGGACCACAUGUCUCUGAGCCAGAUGAGCACCGUGUCACUGACCGUGAUUCGCAACCCGUCAGUCUUCGAGCAGCUGCUGUCCUUCUGCUACACGGGCCGACUCUGCCUGCAGCUCGCAGACAUCAUCAGCUACCUGACGGCUGCCAGCUUCCUGCAGAUGCAGCACAUCAUCGACCGCUGCACUCAGAUCCUGGAGGGAAUCCAUCUAAAGAUCAGCUUGGCCGAUCUGGACGAGGAGUCCAGGGAGGAGGAGGCUGUGCGAGGAUCAAGGGGAAGUAGGACCUUGGAGGCGGUGGUACGAGGAGGGGGUCACCAUGGAGGUCUGCGGCUGCUCGGCCCACGGGGAGGAGCAGAGACAUGCGAGGCGGUCAGCCCAGCAGAAGAGCCACUGAGUCCACCACCAACAGUGGAGCACAGUGGGCUGGAGGGGCCUGGAACCACCAGCAGCAGAGUGGGCAAAGAGCCAAUCCUCCGCAUCAACCGGGCUGGUCAGUGGUAUGUGGAGACGAGCAGUGAACCAGAGCGGACCGGCAGUGCUGAGGAGGGCAGCAGCGUGGACGGAGUCCGGAUCAAGACAGAGAGAAUGGAGGAGUGGAUUGGAGCAGGAGAGCACCAGGAGGAGGUGGGGGUGGUGGAGGAGGGGGCCACCGUGAUGAUCGACACGUCAGGACGCAGCACGCUGGUGACGGGGCCGGUGGGAACGCUGGGCACUCGCAGCGUCCAACCGUCUUCUAGCUUUAGUGAGACAGACAGGUUCAGUCCCACCGGCAGUGUGGUUGUUCUUGCAGAGCGUCAAAGAGCAAAAAGCGAGUCUCCCAGCAGGGCAGAUGAAUUGCGACAACCAAGCUCACAGGGGGAGGAACACGCCGCAUUUGAUAUGGGCAGCUACGAGGACUACCUGAGAGAGCAGGUAGGAGACCGCUGGUUCCGCUACAACCCUCGUCUAACCUGCAUCUACUGCUGCAAGUCUUUCAACCAGAAAGGCAGCCUAGACCGCCACAUGCGCCUGCACAUGGGCAUCACGCCUUUCGUCUGCCGCAUCUGUGGGAAAAAGUACACCCGUAAAGACCAGCUGGAGUAUCACAUCCGCAAGCACACCGGCAACAAACCUUUCCACUGCCACGUCUGCGGCAAGAGCUUCCCCUUCCAGGCCAUCCUCAACCAGCACUUCCGCAAAAACCACCCAGGCUGCACCCCCCAGGAAGCCCACAGCGCCUCCCCUGAGACUACCACUGCCUCCGUCACAUCCAGGGGCGGUCCGAGCGACGAAGCCUCCCCCAGUCAGGAGGAGCCAGAGGGUGGGGGAGGCGGCAGUGGAAGCAGCGUUGGUGGAGGUCAGUAUGGAGAAGGUCCCCAAGCCUCGGUUUCCACUACGGGGCCAGACUGACCCUAACAGAGGGAGGAGGGUGGAGGGUUGCAAGCACGGAGGGCCGUUCUGAUCCUGUUGUAACUGAAGCCAACAGGACGCUGAACCCACUGAAGUCAAAGGACCCCUUGGAGUCGGAACUGAGAUUUUUCCGCUUUAAACCGCAUCUACCUUCACUAACCAAACCGAACAGAUUAAGCUAAAAUGAAGAAAUGCCACACACUCAAACAACCUCAUGCACCACACAAUUCAGUGGUUCUCGUUUGCCUCCGUCGAGUUUAUGUUACAGAUUUCUACUUUUAUAUUUACAGGUUCACAAUGCAGCAUCAUAACAGUCUGUCUGUAGACUUUGCCAAACUACUCAGUGCCAGUUUAUCAGUUCAAAUCCUUCGUAUUUGCCUUGAGACAAUCUGGAGCAGUCGGGUUAUUAAUAAUCUUAUGCGCUCUUUAAGUGCCACAAUGCCGUAAAUAGAUUUAGUUGCACCAAAAAGUUCAGUGAAAAAACUAGAACUGUUGAAGUUCAGUUCCAGUGUGAUUGGAGUUCCUAAUUUUUUCCUGUUUUCUGGCUUUGUCACACUACGCUGUGUCACACUAAAUACCUCAUUGUUCAGCGUCAUCCACAAAACUGCAUUCACACACAGUCUCCUUCAUUUCACAAAUAUGAUCAUUAAUCCUAAUUCCAGGUGUUUUUAUCCUUCAACAGGAUAGCCUUUUAAACAUUUCUAGUGUUUCCUCUAGGAAAGAGGAGUUGAUCUUGACUGGCAGGCUCUACGGGAGCCGUGGCGGCCUAAACAAAUGACACUUGGCUGCAGAUUUUACUUUUACAACUUAUUUAUUGAAUGGCCAGUUGAAAAUAGCUUUUUAAAUGCUCAAUGUAAAAACUAAAGUAUUUUAACAAGCUCAUCUGAAAAUGCAGUCAGCAGUUACAUCAUGGCGUGUAAAUAUUAGCUUAAUGCUAUCAUUUAGUUUACUCAUGUUAGCGACACUGAGUUGGCACCAGGCCCAACUAACUGUAGCUACUGAUAUGUUCUGUAAAGUUAGCUGGCCAUUAAUAUUUUGCGAAUGUCUGUUUUAACUUGUAAAAUCUAUUAUCAGUUAUCUUAAGCGAGUAACUUUUCGCCGGUAAGUCGCUGCCCUAUUUUCCAAGACAACACUCCUCUGACUCUCUGACCUGGUGCCCAGGUGCUUGACGUGACGUCACUUUCCAGGCUACGCUCUCGCGAAUAAUUAAUGUUGUAUUAACUCGACGUCUUAAAGAGUAGAUACCGAGCAAGAUAAUUAUCUGCAGUUUACCUUAUUACUCACGAGUACCCGACACAGUGCAGGACUCUGCUGUGAAGGUGGAGACAUGCGGCGGUGGUGUAUUUGCGACAAUAAAAAGAAAAGAAAUUUGAAAGAGCGGCAGCAAGGAUUUAAGAAUGGCGAAGAAGAACUCCUAAAUGAAUAUAGAGGAAACACUACAUUUCAAUAGCAAUGCGUUAUGGAAGAUGAGGGGAAAAUCAUUAGUUUAUUUGAUUAGCAACAAAUUCCCUCCGAGUUGUAGUUUUUCUUCUUUAAAAUUCCCUUAAAUGAUUGAAUAUUACAGCAGUUGUCAAGUCGUUUUCAGUGGCUUGGCUUGAUAGAGUAAUGCUUAACUUUAUUCUACUGCUGACAGUGGACUAAUAUGCUUAUAUCUUAACUGUGCUUUCACGUGCAGAAAAGGUCAAAUCAUUCAUCAAACUGUUGAAUGUUUAAAUCUCAAAAUGGAUCUAUAUAUAUAUAUAUAUAUAUAGUGUCACAUAAUAAAUGACAGCAAAAAGUCAAAAAUGCAUUUCAAUAAAUGUAAAUAUGCAAACAUAAAAGGCUGAGUUCCUCCUGGUCACCAGGAGAGAAGAGCUUUAAACUUGCUUACAGUCUGAGGCCCCAUCCACACAAAGGCAAAACGCUUAACACUUUCAAAAACAAUCGCCAUAAAGAAGAAGGCGUCUCAGAAAAUGUGUGCGUCUACAUGAAUGCACUCGAUACGCAUGGAAACGCUGUAAACACAUGCCAGACCUCUAGGGGCGCUGUAACAAUAUGAUGGAAACGCGCAAACAAGAAAAAACAGUGGGUCCUUUUCUGGGGUGUAUCCAUAAAGUUCUGUAAUGUGUCCUUGAUAAUUGUUUGUUCAACUCGGUGGUGAUUUAGAAGAAGGAGAUUUUGCUGCAACAGGGAUAGUAGGGUCACUAGCUUCAUCAGCACAUUUGCUACACUGUACGCCGCCAUUGUUGUUGUUGUUAUCCACGUGUGGCGCAUGCGUUUUAAUGAAGUUAUGAAACUGCGCAUGCGGGUCAAUGAAGAUACAAAACUAUGACGCAAGCGUAUCUGAAAAGUAGCGGAUAGCCAGUAAACACGGAGCUGCGUAUACGGCAUUUCAAAAUCUUUCCACUCUGGAACCUGGUUUCAAAAACAAUCGUUUACAGACCCCCAAAACGCCGUCUUCGUGUGGAUGAUACGCAGAUUCGGCAAGAAACUUAUGCGUGUAGAACUCGGUUUGUCUUCGUGUGGAUGGUUCCUGAAGCUGCUCAAAUGGUCUGGCUGUGGUUCAUCUCUGAACUCAACAGUCUAAACAUUAUUUCAAAUAUUACAUAUAAAAUACUCCAGUGGCUUUAAUAGGUGAAUUGUUCAGAUCUAAUAAUGAACAAAGCUGGGCUUCCAUACAAAUGCAGGGCAAAUUUUUUACCAUAUUUUGAAAAACAGAUUCAACAAUAAAGAGCAAAUUCAGGACUGUUUGUAUCCACCACAAUCUUAAUAGAAUUCUCAGUUUAAUUGUUUAGUCACCAAGUCUGUCUCCAUUUGUCGUUUUCAAAUGCAGUUCUCAUCAUGUUUGUCUGGUUUUUGCUGUUUUUGGUCAGGGUUUUCUACGGAAACGCAAAUAUAGAAGAAAGCUAAAAAUCACAAAUAGAAAAAAUGCAUCAGUAGGAAGAAUGUCACAGAGGGCUAAAAUGUUCAGUCAGUAGAAGAAAAAUGAACGGCAUACAUUGUAAUUCUUUAAACAAAAUAGCUAAAAAGAAAGCCUAAUACUUGUGUGUAUUUGCUGCUUUCACUUCUUGUACAUCAGUGUGAACUAAAUAUUUGGAUGUGGGUGAAGCGAUCUCGUACUUUUGGCCAAUAUCACAUUAAGCUCAGAUAAUUCAUAGUUUACAUGUCAAAACUUAAUUAUGUUCAAUCAAAACAUGAUCUUUGAAUCACACAAUAAUGAAACUAGUUUGUAGUCAGUCAUAUUUGCAGCAAACUACUUUCAGAAGGUGUUGAGUUUGUUUCUGAGUAAAUAUUCAAAAUGAUAGCUGUUACCACAGUUUUUGACCGCGUUCUGAGGACUUCUCAAGUGAAUACAACCUUCCUCCUGACUAGUGCAGGACUUUAGUUGCAUGAAAUCAGAUGACCUUUGUAAGGGACUUUAAAUCACAUCCAUGUCCAGCUCCCACAUCAGUGUGGACAGCCUCACCAACCCAUCACUGCCCUGGAUCAAGGACAUGGGAUGCAUGUCAAAGCUCUGGGAAUCAGCACAUUUGAUACUGAAGCUAGAGAGUGAAUUUCCAUUCUCACUGUAUUAUACUUCAUGCAGGACAAACGGAGAGAAAAGUGAGGAACUCCAAUCACACUGGGCUGACUAAUUUGGCUGUAGAAUAACCAUAAAGUAUUGUGGCAUUUGAACUCAGUUUCUAAGGAUUUCAUAGAUUCGACCAGACUGUCUGGCAGCCUGUAGGCCAAACAAACUCACAGCAGGAAAACUGGACGUUGUCCAGCCUCAGAUAAGCUACACAGCUCAGUUACCUCUCAUCACUACGCAAUACAGCUGCAGCACAGCACCACCUGGGUGCCCGGAUCCACCCACACAGAUCUCUGUCAGUCUACUCAGAUGUUUUUAUAAACUGGCAUGUCUUUAUUGUUUUCUUUGUUAGUUUUUCUCAGACACUUUCUUGCUCUGACAAUGUGUGACAGAAGACAGAAGGUUAUUGUUCGAGGAGGUCUGCACAGUGUCAUGACCCAGUCAGCACCAUCUGUCACAGUGAAUGAUGCACUAAAUCUGCUGCUUUAACUCGGUCUCACUUUUAGAGAGUCUAACUAGUUUCCUGUCAUGAAAACAGAAAAUGAACAUGUAGAAGUCUUGCUACUACUUGUUCACUCCACAGACAGUUAGCCAGGGUUGAUUCAUUAAUGUUUCCUAUCAAUCCUAAAUUGGUAUUCAGGAAACACAGAAAAUCAUCAUUAGGUUGUAUUCUGAUUUAUUUUUUCCGAGUAUAAAUUGUGCUUUUACUGACUCGCACUUGAUGUCCUUUGCAAAUGGAAGUGAAGACAAAAAGAACACUUCUGCACUUCAAGACUAGUGUGUAAAAUGUUUCUUAGUGAAUAGUUAAUUAGCCCCUCCAACCAGAAGUUAGAACCUUUAGCAUAUGAGAAAGAAUGUGUGGAAAAAAAAAAACAACCCUCUUGAUCACACGGUCUACUCCCUAUAUAUCUGACUGAACAGUGAGCAGGAAAAGGAGAUUUUGGACAGUCAAAAUCCUGAACAGUAGUUCACUGUGGACACACUUACACACAGAAUUUCCAUUAAACUGGUGAGCAGUAGACAGUGUAGUAUGUAGUACAUACAGAGUGAUUUUGGACAUGGCUGAGUAUACACACAGAAUAUAUGUUGAGCCAACGGUGGCCUACUGCUGGUGGACUGAGUGCUGUAGAGGCAGUGCAUCAUUGACUACAGAUGGUUCUGAUCGGAGUUGACAUUGGUCAGAUAGCGACAGGACAAGGAGCCAGACUCUGUCAGACCAGAUGGAUGUAGUGGCCAGGCCAUGGAGCUGGAUUAAAAAACAUUUCCAGAGGUCAAAGUUCACCUACAGGAGGGCGGGAGGAUGAUGGAUUACCUGGCAACCAAAGGAAAGGCGGCGGCUACGUUGGCCCUCCCAAACGCCAAAACAACUUCAGCACUUAUCGGCAAGAGAGAGACGGGGUUGAAAACUUUUUUAUAAAAACAGAACAAUGACAGAUCUACACAUAUUAUCAGACAAACAUAUUUAAACUACUAAGAUGUUUUUUCAUAUGACUUAUGUAAACAAGCUAAGAGUUGAAUUCAGAUGGAGGGUCGGUAGGCAGGUAGCACAUGGAUCGGCUGUUACUGUUUUUCUACAGAGCUGUGAAUCGGAUUCUCAGUGGAUGGUAAAUUUUUUUAUGCAAAUCAAGCCAGCGGCUCUGUCCUCACUCCGAGUGGCUUGAACUUUUCCUCACAGAUCCCACUGCAGCCGCUGCCACGCUCACACUUCAGGCUAAACCAGGAUCUAUCAGGUAUACAGACUCUUUUCUUUUAUUCAGUGAAUCGGACGUUUACCUUUCCCAACGUAGCAGAACGGUAACGGCUAAACCUCAGAGCGAUCUGCAUGCUGCAGAAAUACUACUCGCCUGUACACAAACACAAGCAGCAGGUAAGAAAUCCUUGUGAGUCACUGCACAGGAUGAUAGAACACACAAACCAGGGCUGGGCAAUAUGGAUCAAAACUCACUAAUCAUGACAACCACAAGACCUCUUUUCAGCUCUCUGCAGCCACAGAAUAUAUAGGUAUCCAUUGAACUCCUGUCACAGUUUUGGUCAGUUUAUGACUACUGUGGUGAUCUUAACAUGUAAUCUGUAUUUAUUUUCAGAAAUCACGGCACCUUGUGUGUUAUUACACACAUCUCACAGAGUGGUUUCAUGUUUCACUUGAAGUUGACUGGUUAAAGUUUAGUGUGUUGAAUAGAAAAAGGACUUUCAGCUGACAUUUGACCAGAAAUUCCAACUUGCAAGGAAUCGAAAAGUCUGAGUGACUUUUGCAGGAAAUUUUUCAUGAGGUCUGAAUGGUUAUUAGGGUUCUAAAUAAUAAACUGUCUUUAGAUGUUGGUAUUUAUAAUUCAGGCAAAAAAGAUCCAUAACUGUAAAUUAAUAUAACCAUAAUAUGAAACAAAAACUAUCUCAUGACUCGGGCUAGAAUACAAACUGAGGAACGACUUUGCCCACAAAAAUGAUAAAUUGAAGCUGUUUUCUGCACAAGUUACUUUUAGCUCCUCUAUGCAUUAUUUUUUGUUCGAGUGUCAAGUGGGCAACUUUUAAAAAGGAGAGGAGGUGAGCCUGUUUAGUCAUAAACUUUCUUAAAGUCCUUCUCCGGUUGUCAAUUUAUCCCCUGAAAGCCCAUAUCUGUGUAUCAGAGUUAAGAGGGAAAAAUAAUCCCUUCCUCCUUUCAAAUGACAUAGAUGGAACUUGAGAUUGUUACUUCCUCUAGAAUAUGCAGAUCUAUGACAUCCCUACCUCCCUCUCUCUCCAUGCAUCCAUCCCUCCUUACUGCAACUCCAGCACACCACUCAGACAUCCUUGUUUGACCUUGAAACCAACUCUGCAGUUUCGUCCUGCAAGUUAACAGGAUUGGUUCCUACGAUUUCUCACAAAUAAAGCCCAAGGAGUCUGAAUCUGUGUUUUUGACACUGUCAUCACUGCAGUCUCAAGGUGAAAAUACUCUGACUGCUUACUUAAAAACUUGAUUUUCACCGGAGGAGGUCUUUAAAGAAACCUGUUAAUUGUGGCUCAAUCUGUGUUUUGUAUUUUAAAUGCAUGAAGAAACAUUCUACUCCAUGGAUCAAUCAUAGAAAACCCUUUCUGACAAUCUAAAAAACUAAAAGUUGGCCAUGUUGCCCAGCUCCAACAUGAACACAAACUGUUUGUUCUGCGGAACCUCCUGGAACAAACAGAUACAGUUAACUCUCAUCAUUUUUAUUUCUUGGUAUUAAGUAUGUUUUGAAGUAAAGACAUGUUGCAGUUUCAAAGAUGCCCUUGGCCUUUUCUGUGUUCCAUAUUGUACUGAGUUUUGUUGGCUUUCUGCUCUCUGCACUGAGGUGGUCUGAAGUACUGAGGACUUGGCCUCAGAGAGCAGUACAUCAUUUUAAGCCAGUUAAAGUCCAGAGCAAGCUGCUUUCGGACAGCAGGUCCAGUCUGGUUCAGUCUAGUCCUGCUAGCGCAAUCUAAAGAAGGAAAAGUUGCAUCAGUUGUGUUCAUGAACCACUGUGUUUUAAACCUGAUCACAACUUGAAUUUUUCUUGAGAACUCACACAUUAGCAGGUUUUAUCAAUGUCAGCAUUUAAUCAGAAUUUUCUCCUAAAAUGAGAGUUUUUGUGUAUUCAGAUAUGUAUGUUGUCAAGUUGUUUCAGAGAAUGAAUCAGACCUCACCUGUUUUUCUGUCCAAACGGCCGCUGUUUAUUUCUUCAAAGUAUUAUUCUGCUCCACAGUCGCAUCUGUUCAGAUAAAUGAAGACUUCUUGAUUGGUGCAACAUUAUCCAAGUUAUCCACAAGAGGAGAACAGGUUUCCUAAACAACUAAUGAAACAUUCUGAUGACCGUUUUCCCAUUUGAAACCAGUGUUCACGGCAACAUCCAAGUUACAUUUCUGACUUUCACUGAGUUCUGAUUUAGAGUUUAAAAGUAUGGAGCAAAAAUUGUCAAUUCAUAUUAGCCAAAGUCUGUUGUUGAAGGCAAUUAAACAUUAAAAUAAAAUCGAAAUAGUGCAGGUAUUUUUAAGCCUCACAUGUCUAGCUCUAGCUGGUACUCAGAUUACUCAGAUGUAAUCAUGCAGUUUGAGGCUUUUUAAAGUAGACUAUCAUUUGUAUCUUUCAGUUUGCCUGAUGACGGGAACACUGACAAAUUGGAAACGUGCAUCUGGUCCAUUCCAGUUAGUGUUGUAAUUACUGUUUUCUAGAUUCAUCAUCACACCUGCAGAUAUGUGAGUCCAGUAUCGUUCUGUUCCCCAUCCGAACAGUAACGAGUUCAUAAAGGCAGCGACUGUGAAAGGUUCAGUAACUCGCAGCUCAAAAUACGAUCUUUUCUCCUCAGUGAUUCCUCAUUUCAGUUCACUUCCAUUUUCAUCUUCAAACUGUGAAAACAAGCUGAACCUCAUCAUCAUCGUCUUCAUGCUCUGGUCUUUGAGUCAGUUAAGGCUCUACGUUUUCUCAAAGAACCAAUUUUGCUUAACAACAAAAUGCUAAGCUCUGGUUUCAUGUUUCUUCGGCUUCAGUCUGAAACUUUUGGCUUUUUUUUUUGUUUGUUUGCUUUUUAUUGUGUGAAUCCAAUGUUUUGCAUAAGAAUAUCCAGUAACCUUGACCACAACAUGCCUAAUUAUAAAUCAAAUCAUUUAGAUAUAUUCACUUAAUGAGAUUACUCUUUACUGUUGAUUCCUCAAAGUAUAUCUUAAUAUAUCGAAGAAGAAAAUGAGUCAAAGGAAAAAAAUGGAGUUUAGUAAAUUAACUUUAUUAUUGUACAUUUUUUUAACGAGGAGGUACUUAACAAGUUCUGUCGUAGACAAACCUAAAAGGUUUUAUGUUAAGAUCUUUUAUGUUGCAUGUCUCUGUUGCUAAAACCUGUUGGUGGAGGGGGUGGGUGGGGUGAGGCCAAAGGUCCAUUAGUUUAGAAAAUGUGAAGAAGCUCCUUUCACUAUGACCACUAGAUCACUCACAGGUCACAUCUCCUUCAAAGGAAAUAAAGCACUUUAAGUGUCAA